AUCAUUGGCAACGCUGUGACGAACUUCCUGUACAGCCUUGUUGCACUUUUGUUUGCAAUCUUCAUGAAUAAAUAAAUAAACCGUUAGGAAAACCUGUUUGCUGUAGCAUAAAAAAAAGAUUAGAUCUGGCUAUAGUGCACGCGUCGCUGGUGUUAAUGCAAGCAGUGAGGACAAAAGUGGCUCGCUCCCGCAAACAGACCAGACUUUAUUGAACGUUCGCCGUCGCACGGAGACAACUUAAGUGAACAGAGCUCGCUUUGGACGCCACGUCCGGACAAGAUAAGACGAAGUAUUCGCUCAUAAACUGCACAGGGCCACCUAUUCUUCUCUUUAUUCCUGCUGUUAGCCGACUAGCAAGGCUGCGAUAUAGCAAGUAGCGUUAAAGCUGCAACAAAAAGAAGGGAGGAAGCGGAAGGUCUGCUGACUGUCAUCUGGAAACACAUCGACCAAGAAGCCCGAUGUUGCGAAAUCGCUGAAUUAUCCCCUUCGCUUCUGCGGAGAAUGGCCGACCGCCGAAUAGCUGCGAUAACACUGGCUCCACACCUUCAUCGCGCUCUCGUCUCCUCUUCUCUCCUGCAGGAAGCCUUCAUUGCCAUUGAGGGGAUUUAUGGGCUCACAAGUUUCAUCUGAUGAAAUGAGUGUGCGUGCCGGCCAGGGGAGUGAUGAGGUGCUGGUGUCACAGGCUGUGUGGGACUACCUGGCUGCGGCCGGGAGGCCGUGGCUCCUCGACUUCCAGCACAAACAGGGCAUGAGCGCCGGCAUAAUCCGGCGGGGAGAGCGAGGUGGCUGCUGUGCUGUGAGGCUGCAGCCCGUUGGAGGCUCCAGGCUCUCCGGGGUUACAGACGCACCCGUCUCCAGCGAGGCGAGGAAAGCUUUCAUCGACCUGUGCCGCUGCGCCCGCAAAGAGAUGAGCAAGCAGGAGGGCGGCUCCAAACGGAAGAGGACCCUACUGCCCUGCGUGGGGGUCCUGGAGCCCAAAGGAGAGGGGAACCCGCUUCACGCUCAGCCGCCACCGCCGCAGCCUCGCCGCUCUCAGAGACAGCAGCAGCAGAAGUUCAGGAAGGCUGCCGAAGAAGAGGCCUGCUCCAUGUUCCACGAGGUGGCCCACAAGAAGGAUUGUGAGACAGCUUCCCACAGCGAGGCCGAGGACAACACGUCAUGCUCCAUUUGCAUGGGGGACAUUGUGGAGAAGACCACCCUGGAAAAGUGUGGCCACUCCUUUUGCCGCUCUUGCCUGGAUCAAGCUUUCAAGGUGAAGAGGGCCUGUCCUGUGUGUCGGCUUGUUUACGGCCAGUUGAUUGGUAACCAGCCCGCCAAUGGCACCAUGAUUGUUGAGCGAGAUCCGUACCUGCAGCUUCCAGGUCACGAAGGCUACGGGUGUAUCUGCAUCAUUUACAGCUUCCCUUCUGGCUCACAGGCGCUAGAGCAUCCAAACCCGGGUGUGCGGUACACAGGAACAGACCGUGUGGCCUACCUCCCUGACAGCCCUGAGGGGAACCGCGUGCUGGGCCUCCUGCGCCGGGCCUUCGAGCAGCGCCUUACUUUCACGAUCGGUACCUCGAUGACGACAGGAUUUCAAAACGUCAUCACCUGGAACGACAUUCACCACAAGACCUCAAUAUGGGGAGGGCCCCGCUGUUUUGGCUACCCAGACCCCACUUAUCUAGUGCGAGUGACAGAGGAGCUCAGAGAGAAAGGCAUCACUGCAGACUGAUAGCACUAAAGUGAAAACACCUUCAGGACUUGCGGGUGUCAAGGUGGUGGACAUUGCUUGGCUCCAGGUUUUUUCUGUCAAUGUUCUCCCGCUCGGUCCCCGUGAAGGUGUUUGGGCCCUCAGCAGACAGUUGCUGCAACCGAGUCCCCAUCCAUUCAUUUGCACUCAUUUUUCCUCGAGGGUUCAGUUUAAAUUGUGUGAGGAAGGCGAGAAUGAGUGCCGUGCAUUCUCAAAGGACACAAUCCUCCACCUGUUUCUUUUGGCAAUAGCACUCGCAUCUGUUGCACAUGCUUGAAUUCAUGGUAUUUUAUUAUUAUUUAGGAUAUCGCACUUGCUCUUAUGAUGACAAAUUUGUUAAGAAUGUUUGUGUUUCUGCUCUGGCCAUUUCAUAAUCACUUAGACACAUGUUUAUGGUUUUGUCUUAGUUUGUUUGCUCAAGUCUCUAAAGUAGAUGUCCUUAUUUCCAAGUUAACAGAAAAGCACUGCUAUUUUUUCCCCCACUUUCUCCUAAAGUUAUUGCAUUCUACUGCAGUCAGCGGCACUUUUUUGAUAAAUGAGUGUUUGUUUCUUUAUAACGCACCUGUUUUCUUCCUGAUUCUUUUCAAACAUUUAGGGGAAGCAGUUCACAAAAGUUGAUGUAAUUUGUUUUUCCUAAAAUGAGAAGUGUGUUAAAUGAUAUGUUCCUUUAUAUAGCGCACACCAGGAUGCCCUUCCUGCUGGCCAACAGUCACCCAUCUUGUUUCAGGAUGUCUCUCAGGCAUCAAGCCCAUGACCUUACUUGUUAGUAAUCCGCUCAUCUAAUUAUCAGAUUUAUGAAGAUGUCAAAUAUUAAGGGCAUAUCAGCCACUAAACCAAAUCAAAGGCACAAACGCUCUUUAAAAAAAUCUAAUCUAUGCCUCUGUCCCUGUUAUUCUGGGAGAUUUGUUUGCUGGAGCUCAUUAAAAAUGAGACCGCUGUUGGAAAUAUGUCAUCGGAAUUCAUGAUAUAUCUACAAAGGGAAAAAAAUUAAACUAUGAUUAAUGAUUCAAAUUGUUAAGAUGUGGGUUUUGUUGUGCCUUUACUGAUGCUUACUUUUGAUACAACUCAAGCAUGUUCCAAUGGAUGGUAGACAAAGUACAUUUGAGCAUAUUUCAAUGUUUUUGGUAAACAGGAUGAUGUUUGUUGCUGUACUCAAAUGGCUUUAAGGUAAAAUACAAUGUUCAUUCAAACAUUUUAUUUGGAUGAUCUUUUCCUUGAACUUUGUAGUCCAAAUAUUCUUGAUUUUAAAGACAAGUUCUAGGGAGGUGAUUUGCUAAGUGCAGUAACCUGCUUGGCCAGUGAUACAUUAAUCCCCUUUGGUUUUACACCCCCAUAUUUUUGUUAAGGGACCAAGUGGUUUUCUUUUUUUUGGACACAGGAUUGUAGUUUACUAAAAACUACUGUGCAAACAUUUCUAUGCAUUAUGAGGUAGAGGAGUGGCCAAGAGGAGGCGAACCGUUUGAGAGCUUACACAUGGUACAAAUAGAUAAGGUUCCAGUUUUGCUUUUCUAACUGUCAAUUUGUUGAUAUUCAGAAUAAUGUGCUUUACAUUUUAAUACUUGAAUAAAAAACUUAUGUUUGA
Nerophis ophidion (straightnose pipefish) is the source of this 3314-nucleotide messenger RNA. RefSeq names its product deltex E3 ubiquitin ligase 3 (gene dtx3). The transcript is spliced from 4 exons. Gene Ontology annotation, biological process: protein ubiquitination; Notch signaling pathway. NCBI's taxonomy places the organism in Eukaryota, Metazoa, Chordata, Actinopteri, Syngnathiformes, Syngnathidae. The record is from RefSeq and is a predicted model, not a curated record. Bases 608 to 1714 code for a protein of 368 amino acids.